AUGGCGGAAAAUUUAAAAGGUGCGCGCGGGACGGCGGCCUCGAGCCGAACGAGACCCGGGACCGGGAGGGAAUCGGAACCAGCACCGCGGCUGCAGGGCAACCGGAACCGGGAUCCGGAUCGGGGCUGGAGGGGAAGCGGGCCUGGGACCGGGACCGGCACCGGGCGGGGGACUCGGGACCGGGACCAGAAUGCAACCGGAACCGGGAUCCGGAUCGGGGCUGGAGGGGAAUCGGGACCAGGUCUGGAAGGGAAUGAGGAUCUAGUGGGCACUCGGGACCGGGACCGGGGAGCGAGCAGCUGGGACCGGAGCGGGGAGCCGGGACCGGGACGCUGGGGAAGAUUCCGGUACUGGGCAGGGCGGAUCCGGUGCUGGGAGCGCUGCCGGUGCCCUGGGGGGGGGAGCACACGGAGGACGGUUCUGAGCCCCUUCCCUUUCUCUCCCCCCGGUAACGGCGUCCCCCCUCCCCCCGCAGAGUGCUCUGUGAGCUGCAAAUCGUCGUGGCGGCAGCUGGCGGAACUCUGCCGACUGCGGCGCCUCCGGUGCCCGGCGCUGGGAGUCAGCCGCCGGACCCUGCGGCGGCACUUCGAGGUCGAGCAGCUGCUGGACUACCGCAGGGUCAAGGACGAAGACUUCUACCUGGUGAAGUGGGAGGGCUACCCUGAGAGCUCCAACACCUGGGAGCCCAAAAAGAACCUGCGGUGCCCGGGGCUGCUCCGGCAGCUCCACCUCGACCUGGGCCGGGCCCCGGGGGGCCCUUUCCGCCCGGGCCCCCGGGGCUUGCCCCCCCGGGCGGUGUCCUACCUGCGGCAGAAGGCGGAGCAGCGCCGUGAGCUGCAGCGCUGGGAGCGGCUCCUCAACAGCUCCGGCGGGGGAGGGGGCGGGGGGGGGAGGGGCGGGGGGCUGCGGAUCGUGGUGGAGAACGAAGUGGACCUGCAGGGCCCCCCCCGGGAUUUCGUCUACGGCGAAGACUACAAGCUGGGGCCGGGGGUGGAGGUGACGCCGGUGGCGGCGGGCUGCGAGUGCAGCGACUGCUACCGGGAGGGCUGCGCCGGGCGCUGCUGCCCGGGGGCCUCCCGCAUCCCCUUCCCCUACACGGCGGGGGGCAGGCUGCGGCUGCGGGCCGGGCUGCCCAUCUUCGAGUGCAACUCCCGCUGCCGCUGCGGCCGGGACUGCCCCAACCGGGUGGUGCAGCGCCGCGGGGAGGCGGCGGGGGGCGGCGCGGCGGGCCGGGGGGAGCGCCGCUGCCUCUGCAUCUUCCGCACCGCCGACGGCCGCGGCUGGGGCGUGCGCACCCUGCACAGCAUCCGCAGCCACCGCUUCGUCAUGGAGUACGUGGGGGAGAUCAUCACGACGGAGGAGGCGGAGCGGCGGGGGCAGGAGUACGACCGGCAGGGCGCCACCUACCUGUUCGACCUGGACUACGUGGAGGACGUGUACACCGUGGACGCAGCGCGCUACGGCAACAUCUCCCACUUCGUCAACCACAGCUGCGAGCCCAACCUGCAGGUGUUCAAUGUCUUCAUCGAGAACCUGGACCCGCGGCUGCCUCGCAUUGCCCUCUUCAGCGCCAGGCACAUCCGGGCCGGGGAGGAGCUCACCUUCGACUACCGCAUGAGAGUGGACCCAGUGGACGCCGAGAGCAGCCAAAUGGACUCCAACUUCGGGUUGGCAUCUGGGGGGGGACCAGGGGGGUCCCCCCGUGCCAGGGGGCGCAUGGAGUGCAAGUGUGGAGCUGGCACCUGCCGGAAGUUCCUCUGCUGAGGGCCUGGCACCAACAGGGCACUGCCAGCCAACCCCUGUGGCCUCUGCCUGCUGUGGGCGCUGG
Messenger RNA from Dryobates pubescens (Downy woodpecker), 1828 nucleotides. Its product is annotated as histone-lysine N-methyltransferase SUV39H1-like. The record is from RefSeq and is a predicted model, not a curated record. Gene Ontology annotation, cellular component: nucleus. Lineage: Eukaryota; Metazoa; Chordata; Aves; Piciformes; Picidae. Gene Ontology annotation, molecular function: histone H3K9 methyltransferase activity; protein binding; zinc ion binding.